GCAGCUCAAAUAUGACAAAUAACAGUUAACUUCUUCCGGGUCGCACUCUGCCCUGAUGUAAACAAAAACAUGAGGUCGAAACUAGCGUCUGUUCAGUGAAUUCGACAUACAAAAUAGACUCACAUUAGUUGUCCUCUGUGUGUUCAUGUGUAUUCCGGAACAUUUAACACAGUUCUGUGCUCCUCUUCGGCCAUGCUGUUCCUCCGGACUGCGGCUCUCAGCUGCAGAGCUCUGACCGCUCUUCGCAGCCUGCCCUCCGACUGCACAGCAUUCAGAACCACCGCUUCAUACAUCCAGGGCCAGAGCCCCGAACCACGUAUCCGAGAAUACUUUUACUACAUCGACCACCAAGGACAACUUUUCCUCGAUGACACCAAAGUGAAGAACUUUGUUACCUGCUUCAAAGAUAAAAAGUUCCUGGUCUUCUUCUUCAGUCGGCUGCGUUCAAAUCAGAGUGGUCGUUACGAGGACUUCCCCUUCUUGUCUCUGUGUGGCAGGGAGAGGAACUUCCUGCGCUGCGAUGACCGUCCUGUGGUCUUCACACACUUGCUGCAGAGUCCAGAUCAGGAUCUUCUGUCAUAUUGCGGCGGGGCAGAAAAGCUAACGUUCCCGUUCCGCCCAGAAGCUCUGUACAUGCAUCCUGUCACAGGACGAGUUUACCACCCCUGCUCAGAGCAGGGAGGGAGUGUCGGCCUGGUCAGGUCGGCGCUGGCCAUUGAACUCAGCCCGUUUUUUGUUUAUGAUUCAGAGCAGGGUCAAUCAGGAGAACCCACGCAUAUUAUCUGGGGAGAACAGAAGCACAAACUUAGCAAUGAGCUUGCAGGAUGUCUCCCCGCUGUAGAGAACAGUGGUGGACAGCAGGGAGAGCUGGGGUAAUGAUAAAGCUGCUUAGAGGUAUACCUUUUGAUUCUGAAAUACCUGCAGUAGGAAAAGAUAACUACUAAAGGUUGCAAUAUGGCUGUUAAAGUUUGAAGCCUCCUGAGCAUUCAAUUAUAUUGAUUAUAGCAGUUAUUAUAAGACUUCAAGCCAAGCCCUGUCUGCUUGAUUAUAUUUGUGGUUCUGGAGUGGUAGGAGAAAGCAGACACCAGGAAACAGUCCAAAAGAUGAACAGUUUGUAACUGGGUAUGGAGGUCAGGGAUCUUCCCCUCUACACUCUCUUGAAUAUCAUCCCCAAGUCUGAUAAAUUUAUCACCAUGACCCACUUUGAGUCUGAGUCUAAGAUGCUGAAAUCUACCACAGUGUCAUAGUCAUGCAGGUGUGUAUGCAUGUUUGAUGAUAUCAUCCAUUCACAUGUACAUCAGAUAACUACAAAACUGUAGUUAUCUCAGGGAGGUAAUUAAGCAAACUUGCAUAAGGAAGGAGAGUAGUUACAUGGCACAUGCUUCACAAAUAGAACAUCAUACAAAGUUAAUAUAUUAUAAUAAAUUAGGCUGUGAUUGAAAAGGAAGUAAAAAUAUAAAACAGCUUGUGUUUUAACAAAGAAAGAAAACAGUUUGUAACUCAAAUGUGUGGAAGAGAAACAAAUCAAACUUUGCAGAAAUGAUCUUAUACGGAUUGUACACAGAAGAUUUCAAAUGAAAUAAAAUGAGAUUAUAUGAAUAUUUUUUUCUUGUUUGUUAAGUUGCAUUUAAGGACAUUAAGUGGUUAUGCUGGAAUUGCCAAAGGGACAUUUAAUUAGUAAAUAUGCCUCUUCUAUUGAAUCUCCUGUGAGGAACUUUCGUUAGUGUUGAUUUUGGCGCCCUCUGUGGACAAAGUGGUGCAUCUCAUGUCUUUGCUGAUCUUGUCCUUUACAUGAAGUGUUGUUGGAUAAAUAUCUUAGAUGCUGUCUUUGAACAGUCAUAUGUAUCACCUAUCCAGAGACUUUGCUGUGGAGAAUAUGAAUCAAUCAGACUUUAUCUGUAUUGCAUUUUUCAUACAACUAACUUCUUAACAUAAACAGAAUAUCAUUAAAAAUCCAAACCCUGAUACAUCAAACCAACUAAAUACAAACAAUACACGGAAAUAAACAAAUAACUCUGUAAAACAGACGGAGAUUCAAAAUAAAUACAGAAAUAAGUAAAUAGAGUUUCUUCUAGAGGUUUAUUUUUUUUCAGGCAUGAGAAACACUAUUUCGAUAUACUCUAUCUCAGUGCUGAUGGUCACAUUCGCUAUUAAUUUCAGUCUGUUUCAUAGCCAGCUGAAAAAUGUUUGUGCAUGUACUGAAUCAUGUUUUGAUUGCAGGGCUUGUGUUUGUACAUUUUACAGUGAUAGUUUUUGAGUAUUUUUGCACCACUGAUCCUAUUUGAAGACAGGGCCUCAUGGAUGACCAUAACAGAGAAAGGUGAUAAUUUUUGAAAGUGUCUGCUGCCCAAUAAAUAAUACAAUCUAUUGAGUCAUCUCAUUAAAUGCUCACUGGAUGACGCCACCUGAAACUGGAACAGUGAGUUUUCACAGCUCAUCGUGCCUUGCCCUGCCUGUGGGGUAUUUGAAGAAACGCUGCUCUGUUGUUGCCUCAGUAGGUGAGGGAGUCAACGUGGGCUUCUGAGAACUGCAAGUCCCAGAGAUCUCAGCAUCAGUAAACCUGGAGCCAGGGCUUUGACAGCAUGGCAGCGCCGAUCAGCAACACAUGCGAGGUUAUGGAGCGAUCCAUCCGGGAGCGGGUCCCUCCGUUGCUCACGGACCUGUACCAGUUCACCAUGGCGUACGCGUACUGGCGGGCUGGCCGACAUCAGGAGCCCGCUGUCUUCGAGCUCUUCUUCAGGGACAACCCGUUCGGCGGUGGCUUCUCGCUGUUCGCAGGGCUGCACGACUGUCUGCUGUUCCUGCGCAGCUUUCGCUUCACUGACGAAGAUGUUGAGUUCCUGCGCUCUGUGCUGCCCCCAACCACUGACCCCGCCUUCUUCAAGUUCCUGCGGGAGCUGGACUGCUCGGGCGUCACACUACGCUCUGUUCCAGAGGGCACUGUGGUGUUUGCCAGGGUUCCUCUGAUGGAGGUGUCAGGACCGCUGGCUGUGGUUCAGCUUCUGGAGACCAGUUUACUGUGUCUGGUCAACUACGCCAGUCUGGUGUGCAGUAAUGCUGCCCGCUUCCGCCUGGCAGCCGGCCCCAGGAGGAAGCUGCUUGAGAUGGGCCUCAGGAGGGCUCAGGGACCAGAUGGAGGCCUCACUGCCUCACGAUACACAUAUAUUGGAGGGUUUGAUCUCACCAGUAACGUUCAGGCUGGUUUCCUGUUUGGGAUCCCUGUCGCGGGGACCAUGGCGCACUCAUAUGUCACAUCUUUUACCUCCCUGGAGGAGGUCUGGCCUCAAACUCUUGUAGCAGUGAACGGGGACCCUGAUCCAGUUGACAUAAUUUCACUGACAAAGGGCUGGUUGAGUCGCGUGUGCGAGCUCCUCAAAGCACAGCCAGGGAAGAUCAAUGAGGGAGAGCUGGCUGCCUUUUUAUCCUACGCCAUUGCUUACCCUCAAAACUUCCUCCCUGUGGUUGACAGCUACAGUGUUAAGUGCAGCGGCCUGUUGAACUUCUGUGCCGUGGCCCUGGCUCUGUGUGAACUCGGCUACAGGCCUGUGGGAGUCCGUCUCGACAGUGGGGACCUCUGCAGGCAGUCGAUAGACGUCCACCGUGUCUUCAGACUCUGCAGCGAGCAUUUCUCCAUCGCUGCCUUUGAUUCAUUGAUCAUUGUUGGGACCAAUAACAUCUCAGAGGAAAGCAUGGCAGAGCUCAACAAUAAGGAGAAUGAGAUCAGUGUGGUCGGUGUUGGAACACAUCUAGUCACCUGCACAAAACAGCCCUCCCUGGGAUGUGUGUAUAAGCUGGUGGAGGUGAGAGGGACGCCCAGAAUGAAGAUCAGUGAGGACCCAGAGAAGAGCACUGUCCCGGGGAGGAAAGCUGUCUACAGGUUGAUAGACGCUGAAGGUCAUCCGUUCCUGGACCUGGUGAGUCUGGCUGCGGAGACUCCUCCAGAGGCGGGAGUCCCUCUGAGCUGUUAUCCUUUGGGAUGCAAAAGCUCUUCUACCUCCUUCACUCCAGCUCAGGUCACCUGUCUACGUCAGGAGGUGUUUAUCAAGGGACAGGUCACACACCCUCUGUGCAGCGCUGCAGAAACUAGAGCAAAGGUCCAGAGCUCCCUCCAGACUCUGCACCCUCGACACAAGAGGCUGCAGGAGCCUGACUCAUACACAGUGGCGCUUACAGAGAAACUCCACAGCCUGGUCACAGAGAUUAGGCAAGGAAGUUCCAACAACAGCAACUUUCUCUUGGCCAACUAAAUAUUAUUCAGAUUUGAGCUGUUCCUCUCCUUGUCUUUUUAACCUCACUCUGUCAAAGUGCCUUAUGGGAAAAUAUGUUUGUUGUGAUAACAUUGUUAACGCCAUCCUCUUGAGGUUUACACACAGAUGUUCAAAGCUUAUGUAUAGACACGAUUUCAGUGAACUAAAAUCUGCUGGGAACUCUGGUUUUAAGUAAGACACUGCCAGACUAUUUGAACUGAUGAGAGUCAGUCUUGAUCCGUAUGUCAUCAGAGCGAUGUGGACGUAUAGAAAACUAGUAUACAGGCCUUGUGUUUGCUCUCUCUCUUUUUUUUUAAUGAGUUUUAGAAAGCACACUUAAACUUAGACUUAACUGGAGAGAAGUGUAGCAAAUACAAUCUAUUCAUAUUUAGUUUUUCAGGAGAUUUUAUCAACAACUGGUGGCCAUGUUGUGUCCUCCCUUUGACAUAGUUAUUGCUCAGUUAUUCCCUGGUUAGUAAAUAGACUUUAAAUCAGAACUUGAUUAUAACUAUUAGUAAAUGUUGGGUCAGGAAAUGCAGGUUUUUGUAGCUUAAUCUUCCAAAACAUGUAUAAUGAAGAAAGUAGUACAAAUAUUUCUAAUUUUAUGUACAGUUUCAGUAAAUUACCUCUUCCACAGUUAAUAAAGAAAUAGGAAUUAAAAUUGACAAACUGAGUUGUUUUGCAAUGCAGGAACCAACCUAAUCUAAAGAAUUGACUCGUUACCGGCGCUUUACGUCACAAAAUUGCAAGAGUUCAAUGUUUGCAUUUUUCUUUCUCUUCACUCUGAUUUAUCUAGAACUGUUUAGUCUCAUUGUUAAAUAUCCACAGGAUCUUUGUUAUGCUUAAAACUGCAGUUAUCAGCUGUUUUUGUCACACAUAUUUAAAAAGCAGACACACUUUGAGACAUGCUGGUGAACAGAGUGGAGCAUUUAUCAGGUACAGAGGCUGAUAUCUCUCCAACUCUCUGCUGCAGGACAUGUGAGACGUGUUUCUGUGGCCUCUGAUUGGCUGCCUGCUGACCAGUGGUAGUAGAAAAUCUCACAUAUGGCACUGAUUAGACACGGAGAGGCUGUGAUGUCAUCAGUGUCUCUCUGAGGUGGUCAGCCCCCGAGGUGAAUCUCACACUCUGAGCCUCCAGCCUAAGUUUUUGAUUUCACAGCCUAUUAGCAGAUGUGACGCUCUGCUGGUGCACAGAAUUGAAUCUGUUUAUGAUGAACACUUCUAUUUAUCACCAGGACUGGAGAAAGAAGUCGAGUUGAGUAAAAGUAGAAUCGACAAAAUAUAAUCAAAUGCAGGUACAAGACAAAGAAAGGCCUGCAACAGUACAACAAGGUGUAAGGGGGUAAUUCAUAUUUGUGAUUUUGAAUAUUUAAUUUGUCAAAACAAAUGAAUUAAAGCUGUCUGUCAUCUUCGA
This is a messenger RNA of Notolabrus celidotus (New Zealand spotty), 5661 nucleotides long. RefSeq names its product nicotinate phosphoribosyltransferase (gene naprt). Gene Ontology annotation, molecular function: nicotinate phosphoribosyltransferase activity. NCBI's taxonomy places the organism in Eukaryota, Metazoa, Chordata, Actinopteri, Labriformes, Labridae. The record is from RefSeq and is a predicted model, not a curated record. The coding region runs from base 2583 to 4247 and encodes 554 amino acids. Gene Ontology annotation, biological process: NAD+ biosynthetic process. The transcript has 15 exons.